This is a messenger RNA of Malaya genurostris, 1673 nucleotides long. RefSeq lists its product as uncharacterized. The transcript has 2 exons. Lineage: Eukaryota; Metazoa; Arthropoda; Insecta; Diptera; Culicidae. The coding region runs from base 720 to 1673 and encodes 317 amino acids. The record is from RefSeq and is a predicted model, not a curated record.
UCCAGCACUCAAAGCUUCGUACGUUCAAUUGCAACCUAUAACUAAUAUACUGCACUGGACUGUUUCUAAAAUCAGACGGUGAAGGGUACAGACGCGCCUCGUCAGACCAGCAACAAGUAGCAGUCUCUCUCUUCCUCUCUCUGUCAGCACGCUAGUAUAAAGGAAGCAGCCCCAGCGUUCUCGGGCUCAUUCGAUAUUCAGACGGCGAAGCGUGUAGACGCAUCUGAUCAGACCAGCAGCAAGCAGCAGUCUCUCUCUCUCUUCCUCUCUCUGGCGGCACGCUAGUAUAAAGGAAGCAGUCCCCGCGUUCACUGGCUCAUUCGAUAUUCAGACGGCGAAGCGUGUAGACGCAUCUGAUCAGACCAGCAGCAAGCAGCAGUCUCUCUCUCUCUUCCUCUCUCUGGCGGCACGCUAGUAUAAAGGAAGCAGUCCCCGCGUUCACUGGCUCAUUCGAUAUUCAGACGGCGAAGCGUGUAGACGCAUCUGAUCAGACCAGCAGCAAGCAGCAGUCUCUCUCUCUCUUCCUCUCUCUGGCGGCACGCUAGUAUAAAGGAAGCAGUCCCCGCGUUCACUGGCUCAUUCGAUAUUCAGACGGCGAAGCGUGUAGACGCAUCUGAUCAGACCAGCAGCAAGCAGCAGUCUCUCUCUCUUCCUCUCUCUGGCGGCACGCUAGUAUAAAGGAAGCAGUCCCAGCGUUCACUGGCUCAUUCGAUAUUCAGAUGGCGAAGCGUGUAGACGUGUCCAGGAAGACCAGCAGCAGUCUCUCUCACCUUCUCUCACUAGCUGCUCGCAAGAAUAAAGGGAGCAGCCCAAUCGUCCACGGACUCAGUCCAACAACUGACAACAAAACGUGUAGGCGUACCCAGUCAAACCAGCAGCAAGCAGCAGUCAUGGAACAGCGCAAUUUUGUUGUAGCACCGGUCAGAAAUCACGACAAUGGCGCAGUUGGUACUACGAACGAAAAACCCAAAAGGAAACGAAACAAAGAGGUAACAAAAAAGAUGCUCAUGGAGGAACUAUCAGCUGUUAAAGAAGAGUUAACUAAAAUUCGAAACGAGAAAGACGCUCUUCUACUCAAUAUAUCCAAAACGACAGUACAUAAUAAGGAUCAAGCUACUUGUUCAAGUGCCCCACAUGAGGAUUUAACCGGAACAGUCAACGAAACACUACUAGCAAGUGUGAACAACAUGUCACUCAGCACAAUGAGCAUUCCAGAAUGUGUGCCAUCAGAAGGAGAAGUGGACAUCGAUAAGAAAGGCUACGAAUAUUGGAAGAAUAUUCUGGUUGCUUCGCUGAAUCUUAUUCAAGCCACUGAUGAAAGAACCAAAAUUGAUGUUUUUAGAAUCAAAGCGGGACCUAAGCUGUUGGAGCUUUUGCAUGGAACCAGUUCUUCGGCGGAAAUGCCUGACGAAAGCAGUCAUCCGUUUGGCAAUGCACUUGCUCGGCUUGAUUGUUACUUCGGAUCGAGAGCCUAUAUGCUUUCACAACGAAGCAAACUUCUCAACACGAUACAACAGUCUGGAGAAACAAACAUACAAUUUGUUCGGCGUGUGGCGGCGUCUGCAAAGCUGUGCGGUUACGAUAAAGAGGAUGAUGAGAUGGAAGCAGUAGCACGUACACUAAUCAAAAGUUCAACCGAUAAACGCGUGCGUACCUUGGCACAUCGUAAUUGA